ACAGCGACGACGGCAAAUUUACAAGGAAGAAUAUUCAAACGGAGCGAGCGAGUGGUGACUCAUAAACCGCGUUUGGCAACUCACCGAACCAGAAAUCCGUUCUCUCUGUUCUGAAUUCUGAUUGGCUCCCUUAAUCUGGCGACUACCAAGGGGAUUUCGCGCUCCCUACCGCUGCGUUCUUCAGCAAAUCCCCAUUCCUGAUCCGUUUCUCCGCCUCACCGAGAAGGCGAGCUCUACGAUGUCAUUGAAGGCGUCCAAUUCCGAGAAGAAUUUGCUGCUGCCGGUGUCGGAUCCUCCACAUGGCAGUGAAGAGAAAGACCGAUUGAUCAGAGGCGAUGAGAAGCUCUUCAGAGGAUCCGCCAUGACCAAACGAGGAGCCUAUGCUGCUCUCUCUUACAUGGCUUGCGCAGUGCUCUUGGUUUUGUUCAACAAAGCAGCUCUUUCUUCAUAUAGUUUCCCAAGUGCAAAUGUUAUUACACUUGUUCAGAUGGUAUGUUCCUGUUGUUUUCUAUAUCUAUUGAGACGCUGGAAAGUAAUAUCUUUUACAGUGGGUGAAUCCUUGACCCUUUCUGAUAAUGCUGCAACAAUGGUUCCAAUGAAGACGUUGAGGCACACCAGCCCUCUUGCAGGGACAUAUUUGCUUUACAUGCUAGCUACUAUGGAGUCUGUUCGUGGAGUAAAUGUACCCAUGUACACUACCCUCAGGCGGACCACGGUUGUUUUCACAAUGGUUGUGGAGUAUCUUCUGGCAGGACAAAAAUAUACAUAUUCAGUUGUUGGAAGUGUUGGUUUGAUAGUUCUCGGCGCAUUUAUUGCUGGAGCUCGCGACUUGUCCUUUGACGUAUAUGGCUAUUCUAUUGUUUUCUUGUCCAACGUCACCACAGCAAUCUAUCUUGCAACUAUUGCCCGUAUUGGAAAAUCAAGUGGGCUUACUAGCUUUGGCCUCAUGUGGUGCAAUGGAAUAUUGUGCACGCCAAUUCUACUUUUCUGGACAUUUAUUCGGGGUGACUUGGAGGCAACUCUUAGCUUCCCUCAUCUUCUUUCACCUGGAUUUCUAGUAGUGAUGCUUUGUUCGUGCACAUUGGCUUUCUUCUUGAACUAUAGCAUAUUUCUAAACACCACUCUGAAUUCGGCAGUCACACAAACCAUAUGUGGUAAUCUGAAGGAUCUUUUUACAAUUGGACUUGGCUGGAUGAUAUUUGGCGGCCUUCCUUUUGAUCUGCUAAAUGUUAUUGGGCAACUUUUGGGUUUUAUUGGCUCUGGUUUGUAUGCCUACUAUAAGCUCAUAGGGAAAUAACUCCUCUAGAUGCAAAGUUUAAUAGGAGAAAUUAGGUGAUUUGGUUCCAAAUUCAUCUAGCCAUUGAUGAACUUGUAAAUUUUGGAUGUAACACUUUUGGGAGGGUCUUGCUCUGAGCAGGUGCUGAUUCAAUUUUCGCACUUGUUUUUUAUUUUUCUUUUGAGUUCCACUUAUCUUUUUGCUUGAUUCUUAUUUGUUCUGUUUGACUGCAUAGAUUUUUAGGGUGUAACGACCUGGAAAACAGUUUUGAGCCCAUAGUUAUUGGUGCAACUGUGCAAGAUCCCCUUCUGAGAUAUUAUUAUUCUGUGUGGGUUGA
This is a messenger RNA of Momordica charantia (bitter melon), 1613 nucleotides long. Its product is annotated as Nucleotide/sugar transporter family protein. The record is from RefSeq and is a predicted model, not a curated record. Lineage: Eukaryota; Viridiplantae; Streptophyta; Magnoliopsida; Cucurbitales; Cucurbitaceae.